Messenger RNA from Achroia grisella, 2273 nucleotides. RefSeq names its product mediator of RNA polymerase II transcription subunit 21 (gene MED21). Gene Ontology annotation, biological process: regulation of transcription by RNA polymerase II. Gene Ontology annotation, molecular function: transcription coregulator activity. Gene Ontology annotation, cellular component: mediator complex. NCBI's taxonomy places the organism in Eukaryota, Metazoa, Arthropoda, Insecta, Lepidoptera, Pyralidae. Bases 124 to 570 code for a protein of 148 amino acids. The record is from RefSeq and is a predicted model, not a curated record. The transcript has 3 exons.
UAAACUUUGACAGCACAGAACGAGAUGGUUGAAAUGAAAACAUCUACACAGAAAACUGAGUUAUCUAGUGUUUAAUACAUUCACUUUAUUUAAUAUCAAUAAAUUUAUCUUCAAUUAAAAAAUAUGGCUGAUCGUCUAACUCAAUUACAAGAUACCAUAAAUCAGCAAGCUGAGCAUUUCUGCAAUAGCAUUGGCAUACUGCAACAGUUCUCGACGCCUAGUAAAUUUCCUGGUUUCGACCGUAGUGGAUCACAAACGCCUCAACAACAACAAAAUCAAGAGGACUAUGCAAUGCUAUUCGCCACACUUAUAUCACGAUGUGCAAAGGAUAUUGACACUUUGAUUGAGUCUCUGCCGAAUGAUGAGAGUUCAGCAGAUCUGCAGGUGCAAAGUUUGAAGCGAUUAGAAGCCGAAAAUAAAGAGGCCGCUGAGCAACUCGAAGAGGUGGUCCGUCAAGGUGAAAUUCUGCUAGAAAAAAUCCAGGGUGCUUUGAGCGACAUUGCACAAUGCCAGCUCGAUAUGCAGAAUCCAGCACUCAUUUUGGAUAAAGAUCACAAACCACAGUUAUAGAAGUCAAAGAGUGGUGGUUUUCAUCGUAGGUGAUAAAUUUGGACUGUUUAUCAUUUUGUACCAAUAUGUAUUUAUCUAAAUUACAUGCAGUACAUGAGAACUUGUCAGAAAAUUGUCUUUCCAUAAUUUUCAUCUGUUUUUAUUUUAUUUACUGCAACAAUUGGCUAUGGUUACAAACUAUGAUACUAUAAAAAAAAACAAGCAGACUAAUUUGUCUCUUUGCACAUGCAAAGAGAGUAUACAUAUACCAGCUAUAUAUUAUACAGAAUUUUAUAAACAGCAAUAAUAGACAGUUGUUCAGAUAAGAUAUAAAAGGUAAUUUAAUUUUUUAGUUUUUAAAUAAUUGUAGUUAUGUUGUCUUAUACAUUAAGUUGUCUUUGAUUGUCCCAAGAAAAGGAGAUUUUUUUUGUCAAUUAAUAACAUGAAAUAGUAAAAUAAAUAAUAAUAAAAAUAAGACUAUACAAAAUUAAUACCCAUAUGUUAUUAGUAGACAAAUGGCAGUAGGCCUUACGCUUAAGUAAGAAAUAUAUAAGUUCAUUAGAUUUUCAUAAUUGUUAAGAACUGAUAUAAAGGAAAUGGUAAGGUCAGUCUGGCCAUAUAUAUGGUAGUAACAACUGUAUUGAUAUAAUUAUAUGAUUCUCAAAUAGCACAUUCUAGGCAAUAAUCUGAGAAAAAAAUAAGUAGGUCCAGGAAUGCGAACCAUAUGACAAAAUUCAUACAGAAAAUUCGAUUUUUGGCCUUCAGUUUGAGGAGAUUUUCAUUCUCAUUCAAGUGUCGUAAAUCCAUUUUGACCUAUGGAAAUUGGUCACAAUACUAUGUUUUAUGAAGUUAGAGUAACCAAAUUCAGUUAAUAUAAAAGUUUUUUUUUAUUUUUUGUUUGAGGCUAAAUAUUUUAAGGUUGGCAACAGUGACUGUCUCUGGACCACUCCUUAAAGGUUUGGUUUAAAGUCUAUGAUGAUUAUAAUUGAGAAUCUCGAAAAUAAUGUUUAUAAACAUCUUUAAUAGUAGGUAAUAGAACAGAUAAAUAUAAACAUUACUGAAUUAUAUUUUAAUAGAAUUAUUAUGUACUUAGAAACAUAUUGUAGUUAUUAAGUUUAAAUAAUUCCAAACAUACUCGUAUUUAUCUGUAAAUUUGUCAUACCUACUAGGCCCUUUCUCUAUCUAAAAACCUUCAUGUUGUAGUUUCAUAGACAGAUUACCAACAACAAAAUUGUUGAAUAUAUUGUCGGCCUCGGAGAUGGGUUUAGCACAUCGCUUUACCUCCGAUGGUCGGGGGUUCAAUUCCUUAAAUUUUGCAUUGUUGGUUCAAUUCCACUAUGCAAAUACUUGUAUUCAUAGGUAUGAUUGUUUGUAUUAGUGAUUGUCUGGGUGUUUUCUAUGUGUUUACAAAAUAAAAAUGUAUUUGUCUAGUACCCAUAACACAAGCUCUGCUUAUCGUUAGACUAGACGUCUCUGUGUGAAUUUGGAUUAUAAUUAUAAUAUAGUGUCUUCGUCAUGUGCUCAUGGACCCUUGAAUCAGAGGGCUCCCUUGGUCCGGAGCCUGUGGUAUUUCACCCGCUCUGCUCCCCUAUCGUUACGUCGCUGUGUACUAUACCCUCAAUUGAAAUAUUAUGUACCACGAGAUAUUGUCCAUAUAAACUGUCAUCAUGACCAAAUUAAGUUAUGUAAAUAAUAGUAAACAAUAAACAUUUUUAUAACAUGUA